Chaetura pelagica (chimney swift) is the source of this 1077-nucleotide messenger RNA. RefSeq names its product retinoic acid-induced protein 3-like. Gene Ontology annotation, biological process: G protein-coupled receptor signaling pathway. Gene Ontology annotation, molecular function: protein kinase activator activity; G protein-coupled receptor activity. The transcript is spliced from 3 exons. NCBI's taxonomy places the organism in Eukaryota, Metazoa, Chordata, Aves, Apodiformes, Apodidae. The coding region runs from base 1 to 1077 and encodes 358 amino acids. Gene Ontology annotation, cellular component: intracellular membrane-bounded organelle; extracellular exosome; signaling receptor complex. The record is from RefSeq and is a predicted model, not a curated record.
AUGACAACGCCAGUCCCCCGAGGCUGCAGCAGCAGCAGCAUCGGUGCUGACUAUUACCUGCUCUGUGACAUGGAGAUGGCCUGGGGGAUUGUCCUGGAGUCACUGGCUGCAGCUGGCAUCCUCAUCACCAUUUUCCUCAUCUGCUCACUCUUCUUUCUCAUCUGUAAAGUCCAAGACAACAGCAAGAGGCACAUGAUUUCCGUCUAUUUCUUCUUUCUCUUAGGCACACUCGGCAUUUUUGGUCUCACUUUUGCCUUCAUCAUUAAACUCAAUGAAAGGACUCGCCCCACUCGCUUCUUCCUAUUUGGAGUCCUCUUUGCUCUCUGCUUCUCAUGCCUCCUCACGCAGGCCUGCAACCUCAACAAACUAGUGAGAGGAAGAAAGCCCUUCUCCUGGCUCGUGUUGCUGCUCCUCAUUGUUUCCUUUUUCCUAGUACAAGCUGUGAUCAGCACCGAGUACUUAGUCACCAUGCUAGUAAACCAGAAAGACAAAUUUCUGAGCAUGUCUGCGGAGGAGACCAACAAGGACUUUGUCAUGCUUUUGAUCUACGUGCUCUUCUUGAUGGCUCUGACCUUCUUGGUUUCUGUGUUCACAUUCUGUGGGUCAUACAAAAGCUGGAAGAGGCACGGGGCACACAUCUUUGUCACUGCCCUGUUCUCCAUUGCCAUUUGGGUAGUGUGGAUCACUAUGCUCUUAAAAGGCAACAUGGUUUUAAACAGACCUACCUGGGACGAUCCUGUUGUGGCUAUUGCUCUGGUGUCCAAUGGAUGGGUCUUCCUGAUAAUGUAUAUUGUUCCUGAAAUUUGUUUCCUCACUGCCCCUGUGAAGCUGGAAGACUACCCUCCAGAAAAUGACUUCUGCCAACCCAAGUUCAUAAAGCAGACAACUGGAGUGGACAACCGUGCUUACACCCAAGAUGAGAUUGUGCAAGGAGACACAGAAGUCCUCGGCUACUCCCCAUACUCUUCUCACCUUCCGAUGAAGACCAUUGAACUGAAAAAUGAUUUCUCCAUCCCUCGGCCCAAGGCCCGGACAAGCCCAUACCAUGACUACACUGGUGGGAAAGGCGCCAUGUAG